CCAUCUAAACUAAAAUUCCCACUGCAUCUCUAGGCCAUGACUUUCAGAAACAAAGUGACCCAGGUGAGGCAAGGAAGGAGAGGCCUCGGGACUGGAGGUGCAGUUUACAGCUCUUGACCAGAAGCUGUUCCUAGAGCGUCAGGACAGAGAAGGCCCAGAACAGCACAGUCCCCCAAAGCAGCAGAAAAUGAUCAUGUCACAGAUAUCAUUUGAGGAUGUGGCUGUGGAUUUCACAUUGGAGGAGUGGCGGUUACUAAACCCUACCCAAAAGAACUUGUACAGAGACGUGAUGUUGGAGAACUAUAGCAAUCUAGUGUUUUUGGGUUAUCAAAUUAUCAAACCUGAUGCAGUUUUCAAGCUGGAGCAAGAAGAGCCCUGGAAAAUAAAGAAAGAAAUGCUAAGUCACAGCUUCUCAGGAGAAAAACCCUAUGGAUGUAUUGAAUGUGGAAAAACCUUCUUUGGGAAGUCACAGCUCCUUACACAUCAGCGAACUCACACUGGCGAGAAACCUUUUGAAUGCAGUGAAUGUGGGAAAGCCUUCACCCAGAAGUCAAGCCUAAUAUCCCAUCAGAGAACUCAUACAGGUGAGAAACCCUAUGAAUGCAGUGAAUGUGGGAAAACCUUCAGUGAGAAAUCAAGUCUCAUUCAUCAUCAGAGAACCCAUACUGGAGAAAAACCAUUUGAAUGUACUGAAUGCAAUAAAGCUUUUGCCUGGAAGCCACAGCUUCUUAGGCAUCAGAGAAUUCAUACAGGGGAGAAACCCUAUGCAUGCAAUGAAUGUGGGAAAGCCUUUGUUCAGAAAGUGCAGCUCAUUAAACAUCAGAGAAAUCAUACAGGAGAGAAAACCUAUGGAUGCAAUGAUUGUGCAAAAGCUUUUUUUGAGAAGGCACAGCUGAUUAUACACCAGAGAAUUCAUACAGGAGAGAGGCCUUACAAAUGUGGUGACUGUGGGAAGUCUUUCACUAGGAAGUCACACCUUAUGAGGCAUCAGAGAAUUCACACAGGAGAUAAAUACUAUGGGUGCAACAAAUGCGGGACUACCUUCAACAGGAAGUCACAGCUUGUGAUCCAUCAGAGAAAUCAUGUAACACAGAAACCACAUGAGAGCGUUUUUUUCAGAAACAAUCAGAAUUUAUCACCUAUCGAUCUGCCUUCAAGAAAAAGAAGUUUUUCGGCAGCAGGAAAAUAACAGUAGAAAUUUGGAUCUGCAGGAGGAAAGGAAGAGUACUAGAAAUACUGAACAUGUGGGUAAAUAU
Molecule: messenger RNA, 1256 nt
Organism: Molossus molossus (Pallas's mastiff bat)
Lineage: Eukaryota; Metazoa; Chordata; Mammalia; Chiroptera; Molossidae
Product: zinc finger protein 605-like
Exons: 5
Coding region: 188-1189 (333 amino acids)
Biological process (GO): negative regulation of transcription by RNA polymerase II
Molecular function (GO): DNA-binding transcription repressor activity, RNA polymerase II-specific
Source: RefSeq, a predicted model, not a curated record